AUCCGAGGUUGUGUGAAUUGGAUUCACAGUUCAGGGCAUCGUCAGCAAAUCUUUGAGGACUAUGUUACCAGAUUUGGUGGUGAGCUUGUUUCAAGCCAGAGACCAACUCUUAAUAUGGUCACUCGUUGGAAUUCGACGUAUAAAAUGUUGGAAUCCACUAUCUUGUAUCAAAGUAUAUUUGAUCGUCUUGUGGGCCGUGAUAAUAGUUUUGAGCCAAUCGCACCUUUUGAAGAAGAUUGGAAAAAAGCAGAAAACCUUUGUAAAUUUUUAAAACCAUUUUAUGAAACUAUCAACCUUUUAUCAGGAAGCGCUUAUUCAACUGCCAAUCUAUUCCUUCCUCCACUGAUAAACAUUAAAAUGCACCUUGAACGCAAUA
Molecule: messenger RNA, 376 nt
Organism: Ambispora leptoticha
Lineage: Eukaryota; Fungi; Glomeromycota; Glomeromycetes; Archaeosporales; Ambisporaceae
Source: the annotation of a GenBank genome assembly